AUGGAGCAGCAAAGAAGUUUCGAGGAUGCUGCUUUUGAGUUGUUCAAAAACCUUUGUCCUCAGAGAAAUUUCAAACGGGAUGAGAUACCGUAUCAGACAGUUAAAGAAAUCGUCGAAAAGCAUCUCAGUAAUAUGGAUCCAGAGAAAAGACAAAUUUUGGAGGCUCGUUUGAGAGGUGAAACUGAACAGGGACCAAGUGAAACUAAUUCAAAAGUCGAUAGCCGAGGAUCGUCUCCAAGCAAACCAAAAUCAGUAUCAGAAUAUCGAAAUCUUCUUGUUGCGGAUAGGCAUCAUUUGCUUCCUAAAUUGGAAGACUUCAGUGAAGCUCAAAAAAUUCAUCUGAAAUACCCAAAGAAUAUACGGAAAUUUGUGCGAGCACGCACAGAACGUAGAUUAGCUUCAGAAUCGAAUGAUUAUGUCAAUAUAGUUUGUGAUGAAAAGAAACUGCCGGAAGUCUUUCUACCUAUCUACGACCAGAUUUUGCGAAAGCGAAAGAAGUCGUUACAAUGUUAUAACAUGAUUAUUAAUACUUUGCAUCAUUAUUUUAUGCGUAUAACUUGGUCGGAUCUUGUUUCGGAUUUGGUAAACGAGUUUAUUGAAAAACAUAUCAUACUUACAUGUGAUGAUUUAACAACGAAAUAUGAUCGUGAAGAAAGAGCAGUAGAUAUCUACGAGCGUCUUCGUGAGUAUGAGUUAAUGGUACUUCUCGAACUUCAUUUGAUCAAAAAACAUCCAGAAAAGAUCGAGGAAACUGAAGUUGUAAACAAGUUGGGUUUUCUGGUAUUUGUUGCUGACUCAGUCCAUAUGAAAAAUUUUCUUGAUGAAAUUGUUUGUGAUCAAUUUGCUCAUAUAAUGCCCAAAGCAUUGGUUUAUAUUUAUGAAGAAUUAUGUAUAAAGAUGCCACUUGAUCUGGAAGAUCGAUCAGUUGAUACAAGUGCAAAUAGUAGGUUACUUGAAACUCGUGAAGUGGGAAGGAGAAGUAGUCGAAAAAUGGGUCCUGGCAGUGCAGCAAUGCUUGCGUUAGAGAGAAAAGCUGCUGCGAAGAAAACCGAAAAAGAAGGGAAGCAUAAAAAACGUAAAAGUGAUGAAUCAUCACCUGAUUCGGGAUCUGGAAAACCGAAAAUGGGACUUCGUGCACGUGCAAAACAAGCAGAACGCAUCUCAAAACGAAUUGCUGCUCGCGAAAAAAGCAAAAGAGCUGACGAAGAUAAAGAGAUAGAAGAAGAGAAAGCAGGCGAGAGUGGCGGUUCAUCUUCCACAAUUAGCGAAGGUGAUGAUCUUGGAGAAAUAGUUGUACCAUCAACACCGAAAUCAAAAAUGAAGAAGAAACUGGAUGAAAAAAUUUCUAAAGAUGAUGAAAACGUUAUGCAAACGCCACUUAGUAAACUCAAUCGAAUUCCGACACGUAAAAAUGAAAAACUAGCAGCAUUGUUAGAAAAAAGUAUGAAGACGCAAUCACAGCAGCUGCAGUUGAAAAAAAGGAAAAGUCUUCCAGUGAUACGUGGAAGAAUGCAGUCCAGAAAAUCACGAAAUUCACUACCAUCGUCGUCAUCUGCUCCUAGUCUUGCCAAUAUUCCACGAACACGUUCUGCACGUGUAAAUUUAAAUGAACGUUUUGCUAUGAUGGAUCGAUUAAACGAGGAAACUAAUGCACGUGCUGCUGCUACUACAUCACCUGCACCUCAAACAUCGAUUAAAGAUAUAUCUCUAGACAAAAGUAUUAUUGAGCGAUAUCGUAAACGCAUCGAAACUAUUCGUCAUUCAGCACGUCAAAGUGAUAAAAAUGAGGUAUUUUAUGGUCGUUGCACAUCACGUCGUAACUUAUUCGAUGAUAUUAUUGACGAGGAAGACAGUGAAGGAAUUGCAACACGUUCCACAGCUUGUAUUCAGAAGAAUCGAAGUGGACGAUCGGUUCAAACUAGUCAAAAAGUGUACAUGGCACAUGCAUUGCUCAACGUUUAUAAUACAGACCCACUUAAUCCACCAAAGCUACCAAAAGAUGCUCCGUUCAAAUUACAUCGUCUCAUUCGUCCGGCAUCGAAAUCAGAUAAAAAAAGACUAUUCAAGCUUAGACUUCGAAUAGCUCGUGAAAAAUCGGGAUCAGCUUCAUUGGUCAAAAAUAAUGCAUGUGAAAUUCCUGAAAUAACAGAUUCUUCAAAGGAUAUAAAAGCAAAAUCCGAAAUAGUAGAAGGAAAUUCUUGUAAUGAAAGUGAAAAGUUUGAAGCCGUUGAGAGGAAAGAAAUAUUAGAAAGUGAUAACACCGAAAAAACAGUGGAUCUUUUCAGGGAUCCAGGUGUGAAAAAAUUAGCUAGAAAGUUAAGUGGAACAUCAAAAAAUGUAGAAACGCAUUUGGCAUCUUCCAAUCGAUCAUCGAAAGAAAGUUCCAAUAAAAAAAGAAGAAACUCAUCAUAUUCUUCACAUUCAUCCAAUGGUGUAUCAUCCAAUAAUUCAAAAAUUUCCAAUACUAAUGGAUCAGUUAUAGAUGAAAAAAUUUCCACUAAAGCAAUUGAUGAUAUCUCUGAAAUGGUAGCGAAGCCAUGUAUUGAUUCCGCGAAAUCUAAAUCAGCAGAUAAUAUAAAGGAUCAGAUGAGGAAUGUAAAUCACGAAUGUAUGAUUGAUAAAAUAGAAAACGAAGGUGAAAAAGGUGAUAAUUCGAGUGAAAUUCCAUCUAACAUCAAAGAAAAAGAUGAUAAAAUGGAUGUAUUGUAA
This is a messenger RNA of Brugia malayi, 2709 nucleotides long. RefSeq lists its product as uncharacterized. NCBI's taxonomy places the organism in Eukaryota, Metazoa, Nematoda, Chromadorea, Rhabditida, Onchocercidae. The record is from RefSeq and is a predicted model, not a curated record. Bases 1 to 2709 code for a protein of 902 amino acids. The transcript is spliced from 12 exons.